AAGGCAAUGAGUUUCACCGGUAAAGUGGCAAUCGUGACUGGUGCUGCCUCCGGGAUAGGAGCUGCCACAGCCAAAGCACUGGCAAGAGAAGGCGCUAAGGUAGUACUGGUAGAUAAAAACGAAGAAAAUCUUAAAGACGUUGCAAAUGAUUGCGAACAAUAUGGCAAUAAACCUCUCAUCAUUAAAGCAGAUGUUACUAAAGACGAAGAUGUCAAAAACAUUGUUAAAGAAACUAUCGAUAACUUCAAUCAGUUAGACAUACUGAUUAAUAACGCAGGUAUUGUCAACAUAUCAACCAUAUUCGAUAAAAACCUUAUGGAAAUUUUUGACCACGUUAUGAACACGAAUCUGCGCUCCAUGGUUUAUUUGACGCACCUCGCCGCUCCAUUCCUUAUCAAGACUAAGGGAAACAUCGUCAACACUUCGAGCGUCUGCUCUCUACAAAUUCUUGCAGGGAAAGACCUGCUGGCUUAUUCUGUUUCCAAAGCAGGAGUAGAUCACUUCACGCGCUGUGUAGCUUUAGAUCUAGCUCCUCACGGUGCCAGAGUAAAUGCUGUGCAUCCUGGACCUACAAAGACAAAUAUUAUUAAAGACAUAGAAAUAUGGAAGGGCUGUACUGCGUUGAAAAAGUUGUCAGAGCCUGAAGAGAUUGCAGAUUUAAUUCUGUUCCUGUCCAGUGAUAAGGCUAGGAGCAUUACUGGAUCGACGUACGUUUGUGAUAACGGGGCGCUCUUGACAUAAAUCAUCAUUGCUGGGGGCUGGGGGUGUUCUUGAAAUAUUGGAGGGAGAUAUGGAGUCAGACCAAGAUAAGUGUGCAACGAUUUUGAUAGCACACGCAGUGCAAAUGAAAUUUAUACGUAAUAAUUUAAGCCUUAAGUAUUUUGUAGUUAUCUUUAUAGUGCAAUAAAGUUUAAAUAAUAAUAAUAAAUGACCGGGCUCGAAAGACCCGAGAGCUUUAAAACGGAGAUACAAAUAAUGGUAA
Molecule: messenger RNA, 982 nt
Organism: Cydia splendana
Lineage: Eukaryota; Metazoa; Arthropoda; Insecta; Lepidoptera; Tortricidae
Product: 3-oxoacyl-[acyl-carrier-protein] reductase FabG-like
Exons: 1
Coding region: 7-741 (244 amino acids)
Source: RefSeq, a predicted model, not a curated record